GGCUUCCGGGACCAACUGGGAGACCAGGACCACAAGGACCAAAGGGGGAAAAGGGAGAGAUUGGUGAAAAAGGACCUGCUGGACCACCAGAUGGAGAGCCACAGUUAGCAUCUACCGUCAUUGACACUAUAUUGGCUGGUUUGCCAGGACCUCGUGGGGCACCGGGACCCAUAGGGCUGCCAGGACCACCUGGAUCUUCAGGCCCCAAGGGAGCACCAGGGCCAAUGGGAGCACCUGGAGUACAGGGCACUCCUGGUUCUCCUGGACAGCCUGGGCUGAAGGGCCCGAAAGGUGAUCGGGGCGAAAGGGGGCCAGCGGGGCAGACUGGUGAAAGAGGCAUUAAGGGUUUUCCUGGUGAACCUGGUAAGAAAGGUGAAGAAGGAGACAGAGGUGCCGAUGGUGAAGGGGUCCAACAACUGCGAGAGGCCUUGAAGAUUUUAGCAGAGAGGGUGCUAAUUUUAGAACACAUGAUAGGGAUUCAUGGCUCAGGACAAGACGUGAUCCUGGGCGCCCCGCUCCGAGCAAACACGAAAAACAAGCGACACCAUUCGAACCAGAUCCUUUCUUCACUUCUGGAUGACAGCAGACCCAGGGCGAGAAGUGACCGGAGGCAAUAAAACUUUAGUCCAACAGCGAAGGCUUGAAGAGACCUCUGUUUACUCCUGUUGGGAAGUCCUGCAGGUCAGGAGGAUGGAGCCAUGUCCAACUGGAAUACCUUCCUUGAACUUUCCAUGAUCUUUUAAAAAAUAUUCUUCACAUUUUACAUACCUGCUAUUUCUGUUCUUGUUUUGGGGGCCCGUCUCAGGUGAUUACAAUAAAGUUCCAAUCCCAAGAAGUCUCAUGUGAUAAAGACAGCAACAUUUAGAGAGAUGUCUGUAACAUCACUGAUGGGACCUGUCUGCCAUGGAGCCAGUGUUGCAGUCUAGAACCUUCUGGGAAUAACAUUCUAGAGCAUCCACCCCAAUCCACGAAGAGUGCGGAAUGAGUUUAUUGGCCCUACCAUGGCUUUGAAUGAAUGGACUAUGCACUGCAGAAAACAACCCAAGUUGAUAUUGCAAGGGAGGGGGGACAAUUAAUAGAAGUAAGCUGUAGCUAAUGAUCACCCCAAGACUGUUACUGAUCUUCUAAUUGUAGAACUCACACCAAGCAUUUAAGAAACCUCAGUUACACAGUUGAGCUCGGUCUGAAAACCAUCAUUCUAUAUAAAUCUUUGUGUUAUCCAGAUUUGAGGGGCCUAGCCAAACUUGACUGACCUUGAGAAACUAAACAGAACUGGUGAACAUGUAGAUUGGAGAUCACCAGGAAAUCUGUAGGUUAGGUUGAGAAGUCAAUCAAGUAACUGAGAAGAAUGUAAUGCCGCCUCCUUAAAUACUGUUGCCACGAAUAUUAUACGGAUAUGGCUCAUAUAGCCACAGAGCCAAGCACUAGGGAAUGUACAUACUUUCCUUUAAUUCUCCCCCAAAUCCAAAAUCCUAGAUUUUUGAGCAGUAACUUUGAUGUUAUAAUCCAAAAUUAAGGUUUAUAAAGCCAAUAACUUUCUCAUUUUGCAAGAGUUUACCAUCUGUGGUUCUGCUGUGGCUAAUUUCUUACCUGUAAGGUGUUUUUUUUUUAGAUUCCUUCCUUAUUUCACUUCUUACUAAAGUUCAUUUGGACCUGUUAUUGAUAUAUAUUUUGAUAAUGCUCCUAAAUGAAUGAAAGUUCACAGGCAAAGUGUGGAGAAUGGCCUCACCCCUUGCAUUUUAGUUCAACCAUGAGAUGUCAAUAGCAGAGAAAAGAAUAGUGUGGCAUUCCUAGCAUGUAAGGGAAAAAAUGAAGUGUCUUUUGGCAUCUUAAAUAUUAAUAAAUUUAUUAUCACACA
Molecule: messenger RNA, 1858 nt
Organism: Thamnophis sirtalis
Lineage: Eukaryota; Metazoa; Chordata; Lepidosauria; Squamata; Natricidae
Source: RefSeq, a predicted model, not a curated record